CAGACAGGAGAAUACUCCACACAUGAGUGAGAACAAGAGCCAAGGAGAAAGACAUUCCAGCAGCUUCUAUCCAUUUGACCAGCGCCAUGCGAGUCACGCUUACACACAGCACUAUAUCCUUCCACCUGAGACUGGGCCUGGAAACCUGUUAGAUCCAGUUCAUGAAUACAAGUACAUGGGUAGGACAGAUGAUAUUGACACCUUCAAGAGAAAAUUCAACAAUGAGGUUUUUCGGUUUGCUGCUGGAUGCAUGAAUACCCGCACCAAUGGAACCAUUCAUGUUGGUGUGGCAGAUGAUUCCAAGGAAAUGGGCUUUUGCCAUGGAGAAAUCAUUGGAAUUCAUGUAGGGAGGAGAGACAAAAUCAUUGAUCAUUUUAAUCAAGGCUUGAAAGCCUAUUUUGGAGAGGAAGCUGAAGAUGCCAAAAUGUGUAUUCGAGAACCCCGCUUUGUGGAAGUGUUACUCCCUGACACCACAUCAUCAAACAGAUAUGUCAUAGAGGUGGAUGUUGUUCCAAUUCACACUGUGACUUGUGGGAAGGAAUAUUACAUACAGCCUCUGAGUGAGGAGAAUGGGUGGAAGAAAGGCACAGAUGCUUUGUUUGUGCGAGAUGGGGCCUCAACCAGAGAUUUACUGAAAAUCGGUAAUGCCAGGGAGCUGAAACGUGCACUGCAAAACUUCAAUGACAAUAUCAGAAUUUUAGACACAAGAAGAAAAUCAAUGGAAGGAAUGUCCACUCUUAAAAAAAACAGCGAUCAAGGGGAGCGACUAAAGGACUUGUUAACAUGUGGAAGGGACACUUUGGAUUACUAUGACAACUAUGUUAUUGUCAUGAACAGAAGUCACCCAGAGCAGCUGACACACCUACAGUUUCUCAGUAAACUGAAGAUAUUCAGUGCUCUGGACUUUGACCCAGACUCUGCAGUCAGUGGGGCCUGCAAGUUCUACAGAGCUUCCAGAAUUGCAAACCUCCAUUUCCCAACUCAAUUCCAGGACAAUCCAGAGGUUGUGAUAAAAAAUCUUAAUUUACACAAGCAGACCAGCUGGGUGUUUUGCAAUGGUAGGCAUGACCUUGACAGUGAAUCUGACAGAGCCCUGAAACCCAGUGAUUGGUUAGCGAAAAGAGCCAGCGAGGUGCAAGACACAAUUUCAUUUCUCUGUAAACCCUGUGUUGUUCAAAAUGGAAGAUGUCUGGUGAUAUUUCUUCUGCUCUCCACUGUGGAGGCCAUGAAUGACCCAGUUUUUGAAACGUUCAUGUCAUUCUACAAAAAUCUUGGAGGAGUGCAGAACAUUCUCACUAUCUGCACAGAAGACAACACAUUUCAGAAGUGGAAAAGCUUCAUUGAGUGCAGAUGUGAAAUUGACAUUACAAGACACUGUAUAUAUGAACUAGAUCUCAGUGAAAUAAAUGGGACAAUACUGAAGAUGGGACCACAUAAUCAAACAUCUGGAAGAUUCCUGCCGUCUACUGGGUCAAGCUCCGUUUGCCUUGAGCCAAAGGACGAAGACAUUAUGACUGCUUUGAAAAUCUUGUGCGAAAAUGAAUGUGAGAACAUUUUUGAUGAAGACAGUGAAGAGUUUAAAGAAUUCAAAAUCAAAAUUGAGGAGGAAUUCUACCGGGGGGGUAAAGCACAAUGGUGGAACUUCUAUUUCGCAGACAAACCCAAGGUGAAAGAUUUCAUAAAAAGAGACAAAUAUGAAAAGCUGAAAAACAUGGUCAAAUCGCAAACUAAAGAUCCCACGUCCCCGUGUGUAAUACUGAACCUCUUUCACCACCCCGGUUGUGGUGGGACCACAUUAGCCAUGCAUGUGAUGUGGAACCUGCGAAGAGAAUUCAGAUGUGCCAUUUUGACAGAUAAAACCAUCCCUAAGGAUGAAGUAGCUCUUCAAGUGAAACAUCUGAUGAAGUGUGGGAAGAGUGAGAAAUCAGAUGAAACACCUGUCCUCUUACUGGUGGAUGAUUCUGAGGAAACGGAGAAUACACAAGAGCUGCAGAACUGUAUUCGACGAACAGUAGAUGAAAAAUCUUCAAGCCCACUUGUCAUCAUCCUGAACUGCUUGCGCUCACAAAAUCCAAAUGACCGCUACAGAAACAGUGUAAAUGACAGUGUGUACAUUACUACAGAACUGUCAAAAAAAGAACAGGACCUUUUUGAGGACAAGCUCCAAGAACUCAAAGAAAAUCACAAGAAACCUGAAAACUUCUAUAGUUUCAUGAUUAUGAAGUCAAACUUCAGCAAAGACUACAUAGAAAAUGUAGUCUUGAACACCCUGAAAGAUCAAGACAUUAAUAGUAAACAAGCACAGCUUCUUUCCAUCUUGGCACUGCUGAAUUCCUAUGUAGCUGAAUCAGCCAUUUCUCUGUCUCUCUGUGAGAAAUUUCUUGGAAUUAAUAAUGUGCUCUAUGUAAGAGAAACCUUAGAGCAGAAAAUGGAGCCUUUUUCAACUUUGCUAAUUCGAUUCAAGACUGAGGAAGAUGGUACAUACACAGCCAUUCGUAUCCUUCAUCGAAACAUUGCCACUCAAUGCCUUGAGGAGUUGGAUAAGAGGUACAACAUACUCAAAAGUGACAUAGUCUGUAACUUCUUACACUGUGAUCUGUUCUUCAAAACAGAGAUGGGGCAUGAUUCUCUCAUGCAAUCAAUCCAGAGCAUGCUGAUCACAAGGCAACGCAAGAAAGAAGGUGAUGAGAAAGACACACUGUUUUCUCCUUUAAUUGAACAGAUCAACACUGAAAAAGAUGGAAAACAAAUCCAAGAAAUUUUUGAAAAAGCAGCCUCAAGGUUUGAGAAAAGUGCUUCCAUCCCUCAAGCUUUAGCAAGGCAUCUAUACCUCAAAGAGAAGGAUUUUGCCAAAGCAUAUAGUUGGGCAAACAAUGCCAAAAGUAUAAAAGAAAAUUCCUACAUUGUUGACACACUGGGGCAGGUCUCCAAAAGUGAACUGAAACACAAAAUUGAAAUGGCAAAACAACAGAAAAAGGCACUCAUCCCAGAGGAUCUAGAGGCAUACCUUGAUCUGGCGAAUAAGGCAACAGAAGCUUUUCAAAGAGCUCAGGACUUGGCAAAGUCUAGUGAGGUGCCAGAGUUUGAAGAAGGACGUAUGAAGAAGCAGAGCACCUACAAUAUAUCUGGCUACAUGGGCGAGAUGGAUACCGCCAUGAUUGUCUUUGAAAUUAUUUGUAGACUUCCAUUUUUUGAGGAGGGUGACCGAAUGAAACGUAGGUACAUGCAGAGCUUUCUAAAUGGAAGUAUGUCUACUAGAAACAUUCCAAUUGAUGACAAUGAAUGCAGCGUCCAGUUAGCAGGGGUCCUCCAAAAAUACACACACUUUCUCACCACUUUAAGAUCUCGGGUAAAACAAAUCUUUGACUUCUUUGAAAUCUACUUCAUCUACAUGAAAGAAAGGAAUGUUGAGAAAGAAAAAGAAGUGAUGAACAGGAAGAGAAUCUCAGAGCACUUCAACAGGUACAUCUCGCUGUUUUGUUCUUCAGCAGAGGAAAGAUCCAGCGAGCGAGGAAGCAAGCCCACAUUGAGCCUAAAUAUGGAGAUUCAAGAGCACAGGAUGUUUCUGGAGGAGAACAAAGCAGAUAAUUUCCCAGGUAUACUCCAGUACUUGGAGGACAGCAGUGGACAGAAAAUACAGACGAUUGUAGAGUCUUAUACAUUUAUACAUCAACAUUCUGAGAUUAAAAGUAACAAAGACAAAACCAAUUAUAUCCUGGCAAACAUAAUACUCCACCUCAUCAUGCCAACAUCUAAGUUUGUUAAGAGCAUCAAGUACCUGACUGACCUUCUGAAGGCAAUACUGCAAGAUGUGGGAACACACCACCCCUAUCCUGAGCCAUACUAUCUGGCUGUGCUUUUGCUCUGGCCAGAGAGAGACAUGAUUGACUCUAACAUUAAAAUCUAUGUGAAUUCAAUCCGAAAAUCUUCCCAUAAACAACUGUCUCACCUUUUCCGGAAAAGAAACACAAUUGCUCACUUCUAUCUGGGCAAAUUGGAGGGAAUAAAGAGACUUGUGCCCAAAUCUGUUCUGGACAACUGUUUCUCCAGUGUGAGGCAACGCAAUGCCCUUUGGCAGAGUGCAGACAUCUUUAAGGAGAAGCUGAUCAAGGACAGGUUACUCAGAGUGAAUGGAACUAUUGAGAAUGGGGAGGCAUACAUAAAGUAUGGCAAACUAAAAAUUCCUGUGCGUCCAGCUUAUCUGGGUGGAGUCAGGAGUGGGUGCAGCACAGAAAAUGUGUCUUUCUACGUUGGCUUUGCCAUUGAUGGUCCUCUUGCAUAUGAUAUUCAGUAUGAAACAUACUCUGAGAACCAAGGGGAGGAGUUUGAUCGUUCUGUGCAAGCAUCUAGCAGUUAA
Molecule: messenger RNA, 4357 nt
Organism: Megalops cyprinoides (Indo-Pacific tarpon)
Lineage: Eukaryota; Metazoa; Chordata; Actinopteri; Elopiformes; Megalopidae
Product: sterile alpha motif domain-containing protein 9
Exons: 1
Coding region: 23-4357 (1444 amino acids)
Cellular component (GO): cytoplasm
Source: RefSeq, a predicted model, not a curated record